Molecule: messenger RNA, 1044 nt
Organism: Fonticula alba
Lineage: Eukaryota; Rotosphaerida; Fonticulaceae
Exons: 6
Coding region: 1-1044 (347 amino acids)
Source: RefSeq, a predicted model, not a curated record
AUGUCUCGCAUGGAACUCGACCGCCCCUUCUACGUCCCCGGGGACACAAUCUCCGGCAACAUCGUGGCCUGCGCUCCGACCGAUGGGCCCUUCAAUGUUCUGCUGGAGCUACGCCUGUACGAGGUGUUCUACCGGUCAUACUCGGCCCAUCACACGGAAGACCUGGUUGUCGGGCGAAAUGGCAACCAAUCGGUCAUUUUGGAGCAGCAGACCCUUCCAUCGGGCAUCGUCACAGGUGGCCCCCAUCAAGCGGUGGCCCUUCCCUUCGUCAUCCACCUUAGUGAUCGUCUCGAGCCGAGCAUCUCCAUCCUCCGGCCUCGGAGCUACUCCUUCGCCAUUUUCUACCGCCUGGAAGCACGGCUCCUCUCCGGCCAUUCGUCUGAGGCGGUGCCCAUCACCUGGGCCACGCUCUGUGUCAUCCGGCCGCAGUCCCCCAUCUCCCCGCCCGGCGUGUCCUACCUGUCUUUCUUCCCCCUGGCUACUGCCCCGCGUGCCAACAACCUCUCCUCCCCCUGCCCGAUGUCCCCAAUGUCGGGCGUCCAUGUCACCGGUCAUUUGGAUCGCAUGGCAUACAAUGCCGGCGAUCAGGUGGCCCUCGCCCUGUCCAUCGUCAAUCAGUCCUCCAAGAAGCUCAAGGACAUCAAAGUCCGCUUGAAUCUGGCCUUCUCGGUCCGGCACCAUGUUGCCACCACCCAGGUGUACAUCUACUCCAAUAUCCAGAAGCAGAAACUUCCUCUCAAGAUCGCCCCAGGGGAGACUGCCAAUGAAAACAUCGUUUUCACCUUGCCCACCAAGGCUCCCUCCUCCACAGCGGCUCGGCUCUUCAAUAUCUAUUACGAGAUCGUCGUCAUUCUGCCCAACAAGGCGCCCUAUCGUGCGGUCUUCGCCGUGACGGCACCCCCACCAGAUGCACAGGCCCUCAGCUCGCUCGACACCCUCGGGAAGCAGGUCUACAGCAACGCCAUCGUCAAGACCGAGUCUGUCUCCGGUUUCCUGCUCUCCGGCCGCAUGGGGUUAUUUGCCAACAUGUUCCAAAACGACUGA